UCCAGGACUUUAAAAAACCUAUCUAUGAUUUCCACAUGAUUACGAGCAGCAGAAUGAAUCACUGUGUGUGACUUUCAGACCGGCAGAGCAAAGAAGAUCUAACUGCUGAUGUGAAGUACUGAGAGGAGCUCAGCCAAGCGUCAAAGCUGCAGAUGGCAAGAUUUACAUAAGAAAUCUAAUUUCCCUUCCUCCAAGAACUACUGGCUUUCUGGUUUCCAAGUACCAUACUUCGAAGAAGCCCUCUCCAUUUCAGAAUAGUACCUACAACUAUGAAGUCACUCUGGAUAAUCCUUUUUCUAUUGGUGCAAGGCACAGAGGGUUUUCUCUUUCAAAAUGCUAAAGUCAAGCUGUGUUUACAAGCCAGCACAACAGAUGAGAAUUUACUUUUAGAGGACUGUAAUCCCACUUCAGAGUUCCAACACUGGUCUUGGCAAGACAAUUCCUUGAUCAAUCAAGGCACCAGGAAAUGUCUGUCUACAGAUGAAGCCAACAACGUGCGGUCAAGUCCCUGUGAAAGUGCAGCACAUGCAGACUGGGAGUGUGUUAAUUUCAUGCUGCACCCUGUGGGCAGCACCCAAAUGUACCUGACUGCAGAUAAGAAUAAAGCCACUCUGGCAAAUACAAAAAGCCCAAGUUCCCGAUGGCGAGUCAGUAGGGGGCAGAGCGUAUGCGAUCAGAAGCAAGCAAAGGCAGAAGGCAGUAGAUAUUUCGCUAUGGCUCUUACCAGCGCACAAAUGCAUGACAAGGUGGAAGACAGUUCUAUUCCUGAAAUGCCUAUGUCUCAAGAACAACUACAGAAGAUGUUGUGGUUUUUCCGGAGUGACGAUUCAUCCACGUGGAAUUAUUCCAUUCUGGUCCUGUCCUUUGUGGUUCUGUUUCUGGGCCUCCUUCUUCUGGGAAUAAACAUCAUGGCAAACAGAAAUAGGAAGAUUAUCCUCAUGUGUGAACAAGCUGCCAAACCAGCUGAGCCAGAAGCCAAGCCACACCUUGUGGAUUUGAAGGAAGAUAAUAACUUGAAUCCUUUCACGCAAGAUUUGCUGCCCAAAGGACAAAGACCAGGGGAGGUUUUGGUUCAGUGGAAGGAUGGCAGUGUUACAGCCCUGUAUGCAGAGAAGUCUGAGGAGGACAUGUAACCGCGAGCGCAAUCCGAGUCUAGACCCCAGACAAAUAUUUCAUCAAGUGUCAUGUAGCUAAAUUCACGCUGACUGGAGCUUUGAAAGUUAAGCACAGUUUAUCAAGGGGAAAUGGCAGAGGAGAUUCCUUAGCAUGACCUGCUCUUGACUCAGAUAGUCUGAUCUGGUCCCACCGGCUUUGAUGCCAAUACGGCCUGAUCCUUACCUGCUGCUGUCAUUUGGUUCCAAGGCUACUCCUACAUGCCAGCUUUGCCCACCCUCUCUCAGCUGUCACUCGCUUCCACUGCAAAACAAUUAUAUGAGCCAAACCAGACAAAGGGGGAGGAUUUUACUGCAGUCAGCCA
Dermochelys coriacea (leatherback sea turtle) is the source of this 1477-nucleotide messenger RNA. It is a transcript of the gene SLC51B, whose product is annotated as solute carrier family 51 subunit beta. Gene Ontology annotation, cellular component: plasma membrane. Bases 270 to 1133 code for a protein of 287 amino acids. NCBI's taxonomy places the organism in Eukaryota, Metazoa, Chordata, Testudines, Dermochelyidae. Gene Ontology annotation, molecular function: transmembrane transporter activity; protein heterodimerization activity. The record is from RefSeq and is a predicted model, not a curated record. The transcript is spliced from 6 exons. Gene Ontology annotation, biological process: bile acid and bile salt transport.